Molecule: messenger RNA, 1706 nt
Organism: Aspergillus aculeatus ATCC 16872
Lineage: Eukaryota; Fungi; Ascomycota; Eurotiomycetes; Eurotiales; Aspergillaceae
Product: allantoate permease family MFS transporter
Exons: 4
Coding region: 79-1557 (492 amino acids)
Biological process (GO): transmembrane transport
Cellular component (GO): membrane
Molecular function (GO): transmembrane transporter activity
Source: RefSeq, a predicted model, not a curated record
CCCUGACACCCCCUUGAGUGUUCCAAGUCGGAGUGGCAGCUUUCUAGGGCCAUCAAUCUCUAUCCAUUUGUGACACUAAUGUCCUUCGAACGUGCGGAUGAUAUCCCUCUGGACCGUAAACAGACGGUCCAAAAACCACCCCCGCAGAACACCACCGAGGAGACCGAUGUGGGCGAUAUCGACGAUGUGGUGCUGGAUCCAGUCAAGGAGAAGAAGCUUCUCCUGAAGCUGGACCUUGCUUUCGUGCCUAUCAUCAUGUUGACCUAUUUGUCUUGUUUCCUCGACCGGAGCAACAUUGGAAAUGUCAAAGUAGCCGGAAUGCCUGAGGACAUCGGGGCCUCGACCAACGAGUUCUCCAUCGCCGUCUCGAUCUUCUACGCCACUUACGUUCUGCUUGAGUCGCCAUGGGCGGUCGCAAUGAAGAAGCUGACCCCACGCAACAUCCUCACGGGCUUGUGCAUUGUCUGGUCCAUCACCACUGUCUUCACUGGUUUUAUUCACAAUGUCGCCUCUUUCUACGCCACCCGUCUUAUUCUCGGCGCCUGUGAAGCGGGUCUUUUCCCUUGUCUGAAUCUAUACCUGACCAUGGUCUACCGGCGCGAGGAGCAAGCUAAGCGAGUCUCGUACCUGAUGAGCUGCGCUGCCAUUUCUGGUGCAGUUGGGGGUUUACUUGCCUACGCAUUACUGCACAUGGAUGGUGUGGCAGGGAAAGCUGGAUGGAGAUGGGUCUACAUUAUCGAGGGCCUCUUCAGCAUCAUCUGUGCGCUGCUCAUCUGGUUUGGCCUCCCCAACGAUCCGACAACCGCCUACUUCCUCACUGAAGAAGAGCGGUACAUGAUGCGCGUCCGCAACGCUCAGCGUCAGAAAUACAUGGGAAGCGACCACUUCAGCUGGGAGGAGAUGCGACUAGCCCUGCGGGACCCCAAACUGAUCUUCAGCGCGAUCACGCAAUUCUGCCAGGACAUCCUGCUCUACGGGUUCAGCACGUUCUUACCGACCAUCCUCGGGAGUCUGGGCUACAACUCCUUAAUGAGCAACGUGCUCACCGUUCCAGUGUAUAUCUGGGCCGCUGCAGUAUCUGUCACGGUCGCGUUCUUCGCGGAUCGGUACUCGAAAUUCGCUGUCUUCAUCGUCGGAACCAACAUCUUCGGCAUUGUGGGCUACAUCCUGCUGCUGGCCGUCUCCUCUGACCCGGUCAAGUACUUCGCCACCUACCUCUGCGGCGUGGCGGUGUACACGGGGGUCGGGCUGAACGUGGCGUGGCUGAACGUGAACUUCGCCCCGCAGUACCGGCGCGCCCUGGCUGUCGGCCUCCAGCAGACGGUCGGCAACUGCGCGGGCAUCGUGGCGGGCCAGGUGUACCGGUCGUCGCCGUACGUGCUGGGCAAUUCGUUCUCGAUGGGUGCGUUGGUCGUGGCGCAGGGGGUGGUGACGGCGCAUGCGCUGUAUCUGCGCCGGGAGAACCGGGUCAAGGCGGAGAUCUUGGAGGGGAAGAUGGAGGACCGGCGGCGGGUGCAGUCCGGGGAUGCGGAGUUGGAAUUCAAGUACAUUUACUAGUAUCAUAUCGCACCUUACCUACCGGAGGAAAAAUAUUCAUGUAUUGGUGGUCAAAUGAAAGCUUCUCCGGUUGUCGUCAUACUAUCCUUCCACCUUGAACUCCCCCCAUCCCUUUGUGUCAAGUCUGUGGACGAAAAGACCAUGGGGAC